Molecule: messenger RNA, 6122 nt
Organism: Toxoplasma gondii ME49
Lineage: Eukaryota; Apicomplexa; Conoidasida; Eucoccidiorida; Sarcocystidae
Product: succinate-Coenzyme A ligase, beta subunit, putative
Exons: 4
Coding region: 780-2276 (498 amino acids)
Biological process (GO): succinyl-CoA metabolic process; tricarboxylic acid cycle
Cellular component (GO): succinate-CoA ligase complex; mitochondrion
Molecular function (GO): succinate-CoA ligase (ADP-forming) activity; ATP binding
Source: RefSeq, a predicted model, not a curated record
GCCGGUAUGCGUGUGUUUCUGAAGUUACGCCUAUCUUUCUUGGCAUUUUGGUUUCGCAUCUACCUCAGAUCUCGGCCCUGUUGAAGCAAAAAGUGUCCUUUUCCUGCGGGUCGGCGUUUCCGCAGACCGAGAAUAGCCCUCAGCCCCUCGUGGUCGUGUACCUUGUUCCACAACCGCCUGUUGAGUCUCGAUUGCGCGAGGCCCCCCUCAGCAGAAGGUAAGCGGCUCUCCUCUCCAACGAGACAAAGGGGCGAAAACUAUUUUUGCUCAGUCGCUCGCUAUUCUGUGGAGAGGUCUGUCUGGAAGCAAGAGCUCUGUAGCCAGCACACAGACUUCCCAAGUGUCCCUGAUCUGGUUGUACCGGCGCUUGGACUCUGUUGUCUCGGCCCCUUUUCUACGCGCACUUUCAUCGCAUCUUUGAGUGAGUGAGUCUUUUUCAUGCCUCCACCUAUUAGCCGCGAAAACGAAGUGUUUGCUGGUGAGAGUGUUGCUGUGAAGCCCCGAUUUCGCUCGUUCGUAGCCUCCACGGCUACCACGCGCACAAACAUACAGGUCGCUCUCAGCGUGCCGCACGCGGGUACGCACAUACAACAUACAUGCUCCUGUGUGUCCGUCUCGAGGGGUCGACUGUUCUCAGAGAGCCUGCUGCCGUUGGGUGACACUUUUUUUCGUGUCUCGCGGUCGUUUUUUUUCGUUCUCGUUUCUCGAGUCUCCUCCACUUUCCCCCCGUCGUCUCUCUUCUCCCAUUUCGUCUUUUUCGGUCGCUGCACCCUCUCACAAUGGCGCUCUCAGCCGCUGGCGUCGGCCGGCAGGUUCUCUCUGCCGCCGCGCGUCUGUCUUGUUCCACUUCUUCUGCCCCUCUACGCGCGACGAUUUCUUCUGUCACAGCUGCUUCCGCCACGUCUUCCUCUCUGCUUCCCUCCCUUUUGUGUGCCACUCACCGCGCGACCGGCGCGACCUCGCCUUCCCACCAGCGCGAGCAGCGCCGGUUCCUGAACCUGCACGAGUACCAAAGCAUGAGAAUCAUGAAGGAGUUCCACAUUACCACGCCCAAGUUCGCCGUCGCUUCAACAGCGAAGGAGGCCGAGCAGGAAGCCGCGACUUUCCUGUCCGAGUCGCCGAGCGGCGACGGGGAGCCCGUGGACUUUGUCGUCAAGGCGCAGGUCUUGGCUGGCGGCAGGGGCCUCGGCUUCUUCAGAGAGAACGGGUACCAGGGCGGCGUCCAGGUCUGUGAGAGUCCCCGCGAGGUCGGCAUCGUUGCGGAAAAAAUGCUCGGGAAAACGCUCGUCACCAAGCAAACAGGAAAGGAAGGCAAGCUGUGCAACAAAGUCCUCGUCACAGAGCGAUUCUUCAUCCGGAAAGAAAAAUACGUCGCCAUCCUCAUGGACCGCGGCGCCGGAGGUCCUAUCCUCAUUGGAAGCGCUCGAGGAGGCACCAGCAUCGAGGAUAUCGCCCACAACUACCCGGAGUCCAUUCACAAAAUGCCGAUCGACAUCAACCAAGGAAUCUCUGAGCCGCGUUUGAGGGAGUUUGCGGAGUUGCUGGGCUUUUCUGGAGACCGGCUGGAGGCGGCGUGCCAGUGCAUCCGUGGGCUGUACGAGCUGUUCAGGAGCAAGGACUGCACGCAGAUUGAAGUGAAUCCUCUGGUGGAGACGCACGACGGCCGCGUGUUGGUGUGCGACGCGAAACUCAACUUCGACGACAACGCGGGUUUCCGACAGAAAGACAUUUUCUCUCAACGCGAUUACUCCCAAGAAGACCCGCGAGAGGUGGCGGCCGACGCCGCAGAUCUGAACUAUAUCGGCCUCGAGGGGAGCAUCGGGUGUAUGGUCAACGGCGCCGGUCUCGCCAUGGCCACCAUGGACAUCAUCCACCUUCACGGAGGCUCUCCCGCGAACUUUCUCGAUGUCGGCGGCGGGGCCGACCAACACCAGAUCAUCGAGGCCUUGAAAAUCAUCCAGCAGGACAAGCGAGCGAACUGCGUCCUCGUCAACAUCUUUGGCGGCAUCAUGCGAUGCGAUGUCAUUGCCAAGGGCCUCGUCGCCGCCGCGAAGGAAGUCGGAUUCGACAAGCCAGUCGUGCUUCGACUUGAAGGCACGAACAAGGAAGCAGCUAAGGAAGUUCUGAAAGACGUUCUCACGGACCCGGCGUACUCGGCGCUCCAGCUCCUACAGGAGGAUGACUUCGACAAAGCGGCGCAGCUUGCGGUGAAAGUGGCAAGCGUUGUGGAUGCGGCAGCAAAGGCGAACCUGAAGGUUCACAUUUCGGCGCCGUAAAUAGAAAUAUUGCGAUGUCUGCUGUCGCCGAUGGCUGCAGCAAGUCCGCACGCCGACUGGAUCCGGAGCUGACGAUGCUCGAAGAGUGCCGGCUGUGGACUACGAAUGAGGUAGUUGUCUGAGACACUUUCGCUGCUUGUUCAAACAUUUGGCGAGCGAUCCUGAAUCUGGAAAAUUGACAGGCGGUGGUAGGUCAUCCCGGGAAACUGUGGCGCGGGGCAGCUGCUGUGUAUGUACGGGCGGGUCGGAGUGAGCGAGGUUCCUGAAGUGGCCAGUCUUGUCAGGAAGGAGAAUUUUUUCCAGGAAAGAUGUGUGUCACGUAUUCGACGUAGGUCCUUCAAAUACCAUCAGCGCGCCACGUCCACUUGUUUCUCUGUACACGGGCAUGUUGAAGCCGGAACGAAGGCAUUCAUGUCGAAAGCGUGCACUCAGGUACCGCGUGUCGUAGAUGCGCGGGGUACAUCGCCAGCAGUUGUAUGGGCUUUCGCUUGCAGAAUUUGAAUUUGCCUGUCGUUGAACCUGCGUCUCGAUUUCUUUCAAACGCUCUGGUAGCCCGUUGUACUAAUUCAUUAAAUGACGACCAGUCAGAUCUUGUCAGAACAACUUGCCAUUGCCUAUAGAGCAAGAAAGCCCACGCAUUUGGUUUAGGCUGAAGUGCAGUGCAGGGUACCCGGGUUGAGGGAUUCCAGUACACGGGCGUCACUCAGCAGUGAAGCCCGACUCGUGCUGAGGAGAGUGUGCUCUGUGGGGUUUCCCAGAGUUCCACGACACGGUCUGACGGAUCUGAGAAAUCGUAGUCAAAAGCAAAGCGCUCCCCGCUGCAAGUGCAGGACGUCCAGUUAAGAAACCGGUGAGGCAACCAGCUAAAGCCAUAGAUAGUUUAGUGCAUUUGAAAACGUGGGUAUCAGCUGUUGUAGCCUGCUUGAGAGUGUUUGUCCGCAAGUCCGUUAGGCCACACGCGAAUGCAGCGUGGGCACUGUCGGUUUUUGAGAACAACACUGGCAUCCCAGCGAGUGUGAUCAGGGCGUCGUAGUGGUCACACCCUGUUUCAGGAGAAUCGUCUCGCCGUCGUCUACAGUUGCUACACACUUAUACGCAGUGAUACAUUAUUUAGGUCUGUUUUUUGUUUGUGCAUCUGAACGGACUCAACGGCAAUGCACUUGAAACGGGCGUUGAAUGAUGGGUAGCCUCGAAUUAAACGAGGAGCAAACAAGGACUUUCCCAUGGCAGAGCUGUCGCUACUUCAUGACCGGGAGAACUGCAAAACGUUCGAUGAACGCGAAACUGAACGACAGCAACUCUAUCGGGCAAGCGACGAAACCAGUGCCGCUUGCAGUUCAAACAUAACAGCAUUAGCCCCUCCUUUCGAUCGAUAACAUGAAGCAUCGCGCUUUUUCGCAGAGUACGCUAAGGGAUAAGCUGCGGUUCGAUGACCCUUCCGUGAAUGGCCUUUUCUCCUAGCGUUGAAAAAUGUACAUCUUCACACUGUCAUAGGCGGAGAGGCGUACACCCUCUCUACCACCGUUACUGGUUCACAAUCAACGGGAAAAGGUAUUUCACAGCGAGAACCGCUUGAUGUCCUCUCCAUUCGCAUCGUGUCACAGUGAAAUUGCCAACAAAGUUGGCGUCACCUCCCAGACGCAAGCCACGAAACAACGUCCGGUCCAUCAAGGGAGUGACCCGUUUGUUGACAUUUGCAACCGCACUGCGACAACUUCGACAGAAACUUGACAAUGCCCUCGACUCGGUUGCAAGAGGUGCCCUUUCAGCCCGCGUUGUCACUGGCUCGUCUGUCAGACGAUGACUCGUCAUUGAGUGUAUUUUGUGGCCUGCCAUUCACAACUCCUGAUGCUGGUGCUCCGCCGGGGAUUUCUGUUCUCUUUGACGCGUCCGGGGCAAAUAGCAGUGCCUGCGUCAGGAGCCCACGGCGCGCUUCCAGAAGUUCUCGUGGUGCAUUAGGGGAAAGCGCAAGCAGCGUACUAUCGAGAUGAAAAAGCUUAUCAAUCCCUCUAGCCGCUGUCACCCUAGCUUCGCGAACCUGCCGGUCGUCCGUCUGCAGUGACAUUGCGAUGAGGGACUUGAGACAUGUUGCCACAAGGGGAAGGCCGUCUCUAAAAAUCCGAUAUAGACGUUGUGUUUCAUGUUUCAGAAGAGCAUCCGACACAUCACCCGAGAAAAUAAGGAAACCCUUUCUAAAGUUGUAAAACUGCUCUGUGAUGAACCUGGAGUAGCCCUCCAAAACAGGCAGAGCAGUAUAGCCGUUCAGCACAUACUGAAUACGGAGGAGAAUAUCUCCAGAAGCAACCCCUGUGCCGACCAACUCUUGAGCCCUGUAGUAUUUGUUGAUGAAGCGCUGUGCCGCAUCAGUGCUCUCGGCCACUCCCCACACGAAGGCGCGUUGAUGUUUGUUCAAAGAUGAUACAUAUUGGCAGAAAAAAUGUACCCCAGUACCCAGCAUGUUUAUUUUAUCGACAAGAGCGUCGAGCGAUGCCACAUCAUCUGACGUGAGGACUCUAUACUUUGCAACGAUACCUUCUGCGAAUGGUGCAUUUCGGACUCUCCAAAGAAGAGUAGCCACUGGAUUGCGACCCUUCAACGAGGCACCACCGAAAAUUGUGGAAGUGACUCUCUGCGGACCACUACUAACCAGAAGAGUGACGACGCCGAUUAAGACAGUAAAGCGUCCUACGUAACGUGAGAUUCCGACCUUCAUCUCUCUGGGACGACGGACACAAACACUGAGGCACCUCAGGGCUACCCUGCCAAUUGUUCUUCAAGUUUCGGGACUUGCACUCCACAAAGAAAAGGGCUCCGUUCCAAUCCGUUUAGGGUUUAAACGGCGUGACCGGUUAAAAAAACAGGCACCGCAAACAGGACAUCCAUAAAGCAGAAUGUCAAGAGUGGGUCGAGUUUUUUUGAUGCAUGAAAAUAUGAAUGAUAAAGGCUAGUUAGUUGCACACUUACCACUAAACUGUAUCGUUUUGAUUAAAGAAGGUACUCCAUGUAAAUUAUCGGAACCACUUGCAAUCUCCCGCACGUCCCAUUCUUGUGACAUCGGGAACGGCAGCCGCAACCUGCGUCUCUGUAGGGCUGUACUGCCUCGACAGCACCAGUUCGCUCACUCGACACUUGUUCAUGGGCCGUUUCCUUCGGCGUUUUCCAUGUUAGUUUCUGUUGUCCUCGCUGUCAGACUGAAGCACUACUGGCGAAGACCUCGAGGCAAUUACCGGGACUGGCGACUUGUGGGUUCGUUUUCACACCCUCUCGCGGCAGGUGCCUAACGAGACGCAUGCUCUCAAGAGACAGCGGUGACCGCGAGCACCUAUGGUACAUCAUCGUUCGUACUGGAGUAGAAGAAGAAAGGCCACAGCUCGAACAAGCGCACAUCGCCCACGAGCUGCGGCAAGAGGAAGUCGUACUGACUGGCAACAACUCAGGGGCUUAAUGUUUGCCUCGCCUUUGUGGACAACAGACACACAGUGACAGCGGAGUUGAAGUGCUCGAGCCCAUGUGCGGCUGUUUUGGGGGGAGAAGGUCCGGCGAGUCACUGGUGACAAUGACACCGUCCACGCCGCGCUUGCUACCAAUUAGUGGCAUGCCGGGAUAUCAUUUCUCUACGCUGAACAACGGGAGCAGUUGUGGCAUCCCUUCACCAUGGUACGGCUGGCCUGUGGCUGUUGCAAAGACUUCUACAUCGUUGAAAGACGAGACAUGCACCGUUAAAGUGAUUGAUGGUGUUCGAACCGUAGGUACUCCAGCCUGUGGUGGGAUUAGGCGCAGAUGCGCCGUAGGCAGUAACAGUGCUUUGCAGCACACCGGUGCCUUAAUAUGUCCUGCUCUUGCUGC